Camellia sinensis is the source of this 1131-nucleotide messenger RNA. It is a transcript of the gene RAB6A, whose product is annotated as Ras-related small GTP-binding family protein. Gene Ontology annotation, molecular function: GTPase activity; GTP binding. Lineage: Eukaryota; Viridiplantae; Streptophyta; Magnoliopsida; Ericales; Theaceae. The record is from RefSeq and is a predicted model, not a curated record.
UCAAAUCAAUUCCUUACUCUCUCUCUCUCUCUCUCUCUCUAGCAAAUACACAGGAAAAGCAUAAAAAGUUCAGAGACUACACCAAUCGCAUCGAAAUCUCCGGCGACAACUCCGAUCAUUUUCCGGCGAGAUAUCGGCUAUAUAGGAUCCGAUUCUCCGGAUUGUUAGGUUAGAUCCGAGUGAUGGCUCCGGUUUCAGCUCUCGCCAAGUACAAGCUCGUGUUCUUGGGAGAUCAAUCUGUCGGCAAAACCAGCAUCAUCACUCGAUUCAUGUACGACAAGUUCGACAACACAUAUCAGGCUACUAUUGGUAUCGAUUUUCUGUCAAAGACGAUGUAUCUUGAAGAUCGAACAGUUCGGUUGCAGCUCUGGGAUACUGCUGGACAAGAAAGGUUUAGGAGUCUUAUUCCAAGCUAUAUUAGGGAUUCCUCUGUUGCAGUUAUUGUGUACGAUGUUGCAAGCAGGCAAUCAUUCCUAAACACCACAAAAUGGAUUGAGGAGGUUCGCACUGAACGGGGCAGUGACGUUAUAAUUGUCGUUGUUGGGAACAAAACUGACCUUGUUGAUAAGAGGCAAGUCUCAAUAGAGGAGGGAGAAGCCAAAGCUCGUGACCUAAAUGUCAUGUUUAUUGAAACCAGUGCGAAGGCCGGCUUCAACAUAAAGCCACUAUUUCGGAAGAUUGCUGCAGCCUUGCCAGGAAUGGAAACACUAUCAUCAGCGAAGCAAGAAGACAUGGUCGAUGUUAAUCUCAAGUCUAGCAACCCAAGUGCAUCUCAGUCACAACAGUCAGGAGGAUGUGCCUGUUGAUCCAAUGUCGAUUGAAGCUCACUGCCUCAUCCCUUAUAUCAUUCUGCGAACCCUACAAUAUGCGUCUGUAAAGCUCUCGUCAUUGAUAGAAUUUAAAUUUUUGGUUGUGGUUUAUUAUAAAAAAAAAGUUUAAAUCAGAACAGGUGGUUGUCGUUGUAGUAGUUGAACUAGUCCCCACAUGUGUUCUGUAUGAUUCUUGUAAACAUGCAGUGAUUUAAGACCACCAUUUUUUCUUUUUCUUUUUUUUUUCUUUUUUUUAUAUUUUAAAUUUUGUGUUAGACAUAUAUGUUUGUAUUCUAUACUAUAUGCGGCUUUGUUAGUGAAA